Drosophila willistoni is the source of this 2700-nucleotide messenger RNA. RefSeq lists its product as uncharacterized. Bases 199 to 1482 code for a protein of 427 amino acids. The record is from RefSeq and is a predicted model, not a curated record. NCBI's taxonomy places the organism in Eukaryota, Metazoa, Arthropoda, Insecta, Diptera, Drosophilidae. The transcript has 5 exons.
CAGUUCAUUCAGAACAGUCGUAGUGCGCGAACAGCCAGCCAAGCCAACGAGCCAUUGAGGAGUUGAGUUCUAAAAAGGAGUCAAAGUGGCCGUCCCACCACCAUAACCACCAACACCCACCAAAAACUAAGGAAAACAAAACCAUCAUCGAAAACAUCUCCAUAACACCUUUUUGGUUGGCUUAUUUUUGACUGAAAAAUGCAAUUGUCCAUUGUAAUGGUAGUUGGCCUGAUAGCCCUAAUUGGCCAGAAGGUCAGGGCAGUGCCAACAUCUGUGUUGGCCCAAAAUUCGGAACUCUUGACAAAUGCCAACAAUAAGCUACAGGAGCAACAGCAACAGCAACAACAGCAGCAGCAGCAGGAACAACAGCCGGCAGCAGUGAAACGGUCACCAGAGGAUGUCAAUGUGGCGGCCACUGUGGCACCUGCCGACAAAAAGUCAAGUCCGGAAAUUGUUCCAGCUUCCUUUAGUAAUGCUCCGGCCGCAAGAAGCCCGACGAAUACCCAAGAACAAAGAGCGGGCAUCUAUGCUCUCCCUUCCAAUGAUGAGAUUUUGGCUGCUGUGGCCGCUGCAGCUGCCCAGAGCAGUCAACUGCAGCAGAAUGAUCCGACAGCCCUAGAGGAGGCAGCCAGUUCCACUUUGCAUAAGCGAGGCAUUAACUACGAGUACAAUCCCUAUAUGCCAGCCGCUUCCAAUGAUUACGACGUGCCCAGCGGCAUGUGGGCAGAUGAAUAUGAACCGUCGGCAUCCGGAGCAGCUACAGCUCCAGUCUCGGUGCCAGUUCCUAUUGGCUACUCGGACCGCGAUCUUCAGGAAUUGGACGAAUAUGCCCCAGAGCGGCGAUUGAGCAGCUCCAGUGCCCGGAACAAGGCAUAUGAUAACCUGCAGAAUCUGCUCAAUGCUGAAGCCUACUUGGAGAGCAUUCCCCUGUCUGUGCCCCUCACCUACGCCAAUCGCAACUACAAUCUAGAUGAGCGCAACAAACGAGGCAUCUACUACAACAUGGAAAACGGCCUGGCCAACGAGAAUAUUAACUUGAACAAAUAUCGCCGAUACGGAGAUAUGCGCCUAAAACGGGACACCACCAAACUCAAUCCCGCCGAUAUGUUGGCAUUGGUGGCUCUGGUCGAGGCUGGUGAACGUGCUCGUAAGGAAAGCGAUGUGGAGAGUGCACCUGUAUCUGCCCCCCUGAUGAAUAACGAAGAUGUUGAAUAUUUGCCACCUGGCAGUUGGCUAGAGAGUCCUGUCUCCGUUCAAGCGCAGCCCUCUCUGGUGGACUACUAUGGCAUGCCAGUGGAGCCCCAACUAAUGAAAUACGAUUAUAUGCCCCGGCAACACAAAUAUGGAUCGAUCAAUGGCCGUUUCGGAUCGUCUAAGCGCUUUAUGGUGGCCAAGAAGAAGCGUUCUGUUAGCCAGAGUCAGUUCAUGAACGAACCUGUGGCCGAACGUGGACCCAGCUAUAAGGGCGAAAAGUAUUUCUAAAUAUGUUCCAAUAUCUUUGUUUUAAUGAUGCAAUUGUUGAAAUCAAAGGCAGACAGAAUUAUAGUGAGAGAGAGACAGAGCAAGUCAAAUAUGAACGUCAAAAAUCUUGUGCAAUUUUUGUGUAGAAUUUCAAUUUUAAAAACAGCAAAGAAAAACAAUUAAAUUAUUGUUAUACAUAUAUAUUACUACCUACGAAAUAUUGUAUGUCAAAAAUGAAAGCAUAAUCAAAUCAAUGUUUUUGAAACACUGACACAGGGUUUUACGAUUUUGUCCAAUGGAUUCUUACAUAGCCGAAACCAAAACCAAAACAUAACCUUACCUAACCUAACCUAACCUAAUCUAACCUAACUUAUCGAUGUCUAUGUAUGGCAACUAAGUGUACAAUUAAACUACAGUAUCUAUAUAGAUAUAUAUACUUAUCAAACUAGAGGCUUCCGAGGUAGUACAAAAGAAAGAAAGUGAAAGCAAAUUACAGAGAAGAAUGAACAAUCGAUAAAUACAAUUACAACCGAGCUCCCAGAUUAUAUCUGCUGAUUUGCUUUAAUAUUUAAAUCUAUAAAUAUCAUAAUAUAUAUAUAUAUAUGUGCAUAUAUUUUCUAUGAGACGCCAUCAACCUCGAUCUUACACUGUGCUACAAACUGUAUUUCCUUCCUUCAAAAACCAGAACAUACGAUCGCCGACUUGAGGACAAGAUGUCGAUAAAAAACAAAUGUAUGACAAUGAUGUCUAUUUUAAAUAUUAUGUAUAUCCGCAACCUAAAUAUAAAUUAAAACCAUAUAAAUAAUAUACAUACAUACAUAUACAUAUAUAUAUAUAGAUAUACACACAUAAUCCUAUUUGUCAAAACGAUUAAGUGGCUCAGUGCAUAAAUAUUUUAAAUAUUUAAAUGCCCAAAAGGAAAACGGAAAGGAGGCGACAUAUAAAUUUAUUUGAUGAAACAAAAUUGUCUGACUGUUUUUUGCAACAAAAAUCCAAACAAAAAACUUAAUAUAUAUAUAUAUACAAACAUAUAUGUAAAGACAUUAUAUAUAUAUAACUAAAUACACUCAAAUAAUUAUUAAAGAAAAUCAUUUUCUCUCUUACGCAAUUUGUUCAGACAUUUUGCUAUUAAUUUUUCACUAUUUAAGUUGAUUUAUGUGAGCUUAAUUUAAAUAGAUUAAUUUACAACAAAAACUUAACUGAUUUAUAACUAAAUAAAAUAUAUUUUUGGUUUGAAAA